GCAUGGAUACGUUUGGAAGUGGGCCGGAUAGUGGAUAUUGUACGGAACUGGUAGAGGGAUUGGUUAGCUUUAGCGAGCUAGCUGGUAUCACAGCACUGGGAUUGAGAGGCUGACGCUGUUGUUUUAUUAUAAUAGUAGAAGAAAAUAAGGGGUCCAUGGAGGAGUCUGGAAAUAUUACUGUGACUGUUAAAACUCUGGACUCUCAGAGCAGGAGCUACACAGUCCGAGGAGAGUGGACGGUGCAGGAGUUUAAGGAGCACAUUGCCUCCUCGGUCGAGAUCCCAGUGGAUAAACAGAGGCUGAUCUACCAGGGCAGGGUGCUGCAGGAUGACAGGACACUGACCGAAUACAAUGUUGAUGGGAAGGUCAUUCAUCUCGUCGAGCGGGCUCCUCCUCAAACCACGCAGUCCGGAGGUGGAGGAGAUGCUGUGUCUGGCUCAUCAGGAGGAGUCGGAGAGGCAUCAUCUGGCUCGACUCCUUCGUCUACCUCCACCUCCCAAGGAGUGCCACAUGACCGCAACGGUAACAGCUACGUCAUGCUGGGCACCUUUAACCUCCCGGUGAACAUCCUGGACCCCCAGCAGAUUCAGAUGUCUGUGCAGCAGAUGAUGGCUGGUGUUGGGGAAGGAGGGCGAAAUGCCAGAGUCAACACAAGCACUGGGAGCAACGGAUCUGUGGAUGUGCGUAUUAACUUGGACCAGUCGGCUCAAAGCGAACCGAGGAUAAGGCUCCAGUUGGCGGAAAACUUGUUGCGAGAGACUCAAUCUUUAAUUAACAGACUGGAGGGUCCUCAACAAGCGAGUGAAGGAUCCAGCCAGCAGGUGCCUGCAGAUUCCUCUUCAUCCGCGCAACCAAUGGACACUUCCCCACCUCCACCUCCUGCCUCUUCUUCCUCUUCCUCCACCUCCACGCAAACAGAAGGCCCUCCUCACUCUGGACCAAAUCACCCAAGCCCUUCAGAGCUGAUGGAGGUGCUCUCAGAAGUGCGGCGGGUGGAGGAAAGGCUCCGCCCCUUCAUGGAGAGAACUCAUUCCAUCCUGGGAGCAGCCAGUACUGCUGAUUACAACAACAACACACAAGAGCGCGAUGAAGACCAGCGCACCCUCAACGUAGUCGGCGAGUCCCUUCGGCUUCUCGGCAACACCUUGGUCGCGUUGAGCGAUGUACGGUGCAACCUGGCCGCACAGCCUCCCCGCCACCUACAUGUGGUUCGGCCCAUAACCCACUACACGUCACCUAUUGUGCUGCAGAGCGCUCUGCCCCAUAUACCAAUACCAAUGAACAUCGGAACCGCUGUUACAAUGACCUCUAAUGGCAGACAGGCAGGUGAAGGUCAGCCUCAGCCAUCUCAACCGUCUGGCCAGUCAGAGGAGCAGGAUCAGGCACCGUCCUCUCAACCCAAUGGAGCCAAUCAGAUGCCUGGUCAGGGGACGCCUCAUCUUAUCAGAAUCACUCAGCAGACCAUGGAGCCUGUGGUGAUGAUGCAGAUGAACCUGGAUGAUUCAGGCAGUGGAGCUCAGGCCCCAGGCCAACAGAAUCCCAACGCUGCUGGACAGACUGGCUCCACCCCACCCAUGCACAUCCCUGGCUUGCCUCCCGAGUUCAUGCAGGCCAUCGUGCAUCAGAUCUCCCAGCAGGCUGCUGCUAUGGCCACCGCAGCCUCAGCUGGUCACCACGGACAUCAGUCAGGCACUCCUGCACCAAACGCCUCAAACGGAGAAGCACCAGCUGCUCCUCCACCACCUCCACAAGCCAGAGUUGUCAUCACCCGACCCACCUUUACCCCACGGAUUCCUCAGCCUGCCGGCACCAGGACAGCUACCAUCAACCUGCGUGCGUCGGUACCACCCACCACCGGCCAACAACCUGCACAGGGCCCCUUGGCUAAUUCUCCUCUAACUCAGAUGGUGAGCGGUUUGGUCGGGCAGCUGCUAAUGCCGACGCACACAGGUGAUCAAACAUCCACUGGCUCUUCAACCCAUUCGUUCUCCUUCUCUACCUCGUCCUCCUCCUCCUCCUCCUCCUCAACUGUUCCUUCCUCAUCAGCCAAUACAUCUACACCUACCUCUUCUAACACUACCAGCACAGCCUCCACGGGCCAGUCACAGAACGAGGGUCCGGAUGAGAACUUGCCCCACCUGUUGGGCUCUCUCUUGGGUGGGGCCGCAGGAGUAGGUGGGAGUGUUUCCGGAGGCUCUCCUUCCAUUACAGUGACGAUGCCCGGUGUGCCGGCCUUCAUCCAGGGCAUGUCUGAGUUUAUCCAGGCCAAUCAGCCUGUGUUUCCUCCUCCCCCGAGCCAGCAGCCUCAGCCUGCUUCCUCUGCUCCAUCUGGCCCGUCUCUGAACCCUCCUCGUCCUCCCAGCGGAGGAGGGGAGACGCUUAGCCCAGAGCUGUUCACAGGCAUCGUGCAGGGCGUGCUGUCCACCAUGAUGGGUUCUCUAGGAGCCGGUCAGGGAAACAGCGAGAGCAUCGCCCAAUUCAUUCAGAGACUUUCUCAAACCAGCAACCUCUUCACUCCUGGAGCUGGAGAUGCUGUGGGAUUCUUUGGAGAUUUGCUGUCUCUGGUGUGUCAGAGUUUCUCCAUGGUGGAUAUGGUGGUGUUGCUGCAUGGCAACCCUCAGCCUCUGAGUCGUAUCCAGCCAGAACUCGCUACCUUCUUCAACGAGCACUAUCUCAAUGGACGAGAGCCUACUGAUGCCAAUAUUGCUACCGCUGCUGAAGAUCUCAUCAAUGGACUGGAGGAGUACAUCGCUGAGAGUUUUUCCACAGUCACAGUGAGAGAGGGAGUGGACAUCAUCCAGACUAACAUGUCCUUCCUCAGACAGCAGUUCACCCGCAUGGCAACGCACAUUCUCCGCUGUACAGAUCACACGUUUGGUCCUCGCUUGCUGUUACUCUGCACUCAGGGUCUGUUUGAGUGUCUGGCUCUCAAUCUGUACUGUUUAAGAGGCGAGCAGAGGGCGCUUACGGCGGUCAUCAACCAUCGCAUUAGAAGGAUGUCUGCAGAAGUAAAUCCCAGUCUAGUGAACUGGCUGACCAGUAUGAUGUCCAUGAGACUGCAUGUGAUCCUGGACCAUAACCCGGUUACAGAGGACCAAAUCCAGCAUUAUGUUCUCUACACGCAGCCUGAUUCUGACGCGAGACUGGAGUCGAAUACAGAGACAGUCCAGCAGACGGAGAGCCAGAACGUGGAGAUGUCUCCAGCACCUGCCACCACUGCAGAGGAGGCCAUGGCAUCUUCAGGAGAGAGAACUGACACUAGACAGCCAGCUCCAGAUCUCACGCCUCUUCACAGGCCAUCCUCGGUAAACACACGCGAACCUGCUGGAAUGGCAGCUAAUGGGAGGGAGGGGUCUGGAGCGGAGGCGGAGCCAUGGGCAGCAGCCGUCCCACCUGAGUGGGUGCCCAUCAUUAGGCAUGACAUGCUGUCCCAAAGGAAAAUAAAAGCUCAGCCUCCGCUGUCUGAUGCUUAUCUUCAUGGAAUGCCGGCUAAGAGGAGGAAGACUGCUCAGGGUGAUGGACCGCACCUUUCUCUCUCCGAGGCCGUGACUGUCGCUGCCCGAGCAGUAGGAGCACGGCCCAUCACUACACCAGACAACCUGCAGGGGGAGCUGGACACACCAGAGCUGCAAGAUGCUUACGCACAACAGAUCAAGAGCGACCUAAGGAAAAGAGUCGAGGAGGAUCCAGACUACAAUUCUCAGCGUUUCCCAAACACGCACAAGGCUUUCUCUGAAGACUCCUAAUGUCAUCGUUCAAUUUUUUUUUUUGCACAUUAUUUCAAGCUCAGCUGAAUUAGUUAAGUAUACGCUCUGUAGUCAGUCAAUAGAGGAGCUGGAUUCUUCUGUGAAAGGGGCCGAACACUUAUAAUCUUCACUCGUCGUGCAAUAGCCAUCGAUGGCUAUUUAUUAUUGUACCUGAUGUCUCACAAUGAUGUUUUCUUUUAACGGAUUUCUGCUGUCCGUCUGACUUCAGUGUGCCGAAACGUUGGAGGAUCGGUCACAUUUGUGACAACUGUAUAAAAGAUUUAUACAUGCAUUGAGGCACCAAUAAGGCAAGGGCUUCACGAAGAGGAAGAGUUAAUCUAAUACAUGUAGAGGUCUUAGAAAUGCCCAUCAGUGGCUCAAUGCCAGUCAACUUGUAGCAUCAAGCUUUGUUUGUAUUGUAAAAUAGAUUAACAUUGUUGUAAUGACUUGUUUUAAUAGUUGCAAUAAUAGCAGCUAUCAUACACCAUGUAUACAUGAUGUUAAAAAAAAAACAUUCUGGCUCGUUCACCCAAGUAGGUCUAUUUGUAAUUUUCAAUAUAAACAAACACAUCAGGCUGUUAUAAAUCCGUUCACUCAGAAUGUGUAUUUAGCGAUAGCAGAGCAGUCGUGUGUAAUUCCAGUCAUCCAAUUAAAUCCAGCGGCCAAUCAGUGUCCUCAGUUUUAAUUGUCGAGAUGCAUACCGAUUGUGACCGUGAUGUUCCACAGCAGCAUCCGUCCCAAAACUCAACAUUUUAAUCUACAUGUAACGGAAUCAGUGUUUAAAAACUUCUUUACUUUACAGUGUCUGAUUCAUGAUGUAAUAAAAUCCGUUUUUCAUUUUUAUUCUUGAAAAACUAAAGAAGUGGCUGUUUUUGUUUAUUUACGCUAGAAUUUCCCCUCAUCUAAACAGCUACAAGGUCCGAUUCCUGCCCGGCCCUGUGUGGGCGGAGUUUGCAUGUUCUCCCCGUGCUUGCCCAGUCCAAAGACAUGCAUGAUAGGCUGACUGGCAUGUCCAAAAGUCUAUGAAUGUGUAUGUGAUUGUGCCCGGUGAUGGAUUGGCAUCCCAUCCAGGGUAUACCCCGCCUUGUGCCCCAUGCUCCCUGGGGUAGGCUCCAGGUUCCCCGUGACCCUGUAGGAUAAGCAGUAUAGAAAAUGAAUGGAUAGAAACCACUACUAAAUAGAAAACUGCCUUUCCUAUGUUUUGAUCAUGAUGACAACAAAAAACCACCAGAUCUGAAAUGGUAAACAGUGCCUGUACACUUUAUUAUCCACACCAGAAUUUGAGUUAUUGGCAGCAAAUAAAUAAAUAUAACAUCAGACCAAAGAUUCAGUUUCCAUGUUGAUUUUUGGGGGAUCAUUGAGCUAAAUUUUAAAGUGCAAGCUGUAGAAUGUAGGACGUGUAUUGCAGUUUCAUUUUUUUUUCUCCUGGAACUUGAAUCUGCAAUGGUUUUCAAAAUCUUGUCAAAGAACACAAACUUGGCUCUGAACAUAACACUGAUCAGUAAAGCAACACAGGCUAAUAAAUUCACAUAUUUAUACAGAAGACAAUCCGACACAGUUUUACUCACGCCACCUGUAUUAUUCAAUUACUUCAGCUGAAACACUGUGGCCAAAAGUAUGUGGACACCUGACCAUCACACACACUCGUGGUUCUUCCACAAAACUGGAAGCACAUAAUUGUAUAAGAUGUCUUUGUAUGCUGUAGCGUUACAAUUUCCCUUCACUGGAACUAAACCUGUUCCAGUAUCACAGUGCUCCUGUGCACAAAGCGAGCUCCACGAAGAUAUGGUGUGUUAAGCUUGGAGUGGAAGAACUCGAGCGUCCUGCACAGAGCCCUGAUCUCAACCGAACUGUAACACCGACUGCACCCCCAGACCUCUUCACUUAUCACUAAUGCUCUCGUGGCUGAAUGAACACAAAUCCCCACAGCCACGCCCCCCAAAUCUAGUGGAAAUCCUUCCCAGAAGAGCGGAGGUUAUUAUAACAGCAAAAGGAAAAUAAAUCUAAGCUGAGAUGUUCAACAAGCACAUAUGGGUGUGAUGGUCAGGUGUUCAGACCUCGCCGUAUAGUGCAUGUGUUAUCUAUACUUCGGAGAUCGGUUUGCAAACCGGCCGGGAAAUGAAUCAACAGAUCUGGAAUCGGUCUGUGCAGUAUCACUCAUUUGGUACUGAUUAGGAAAGCAAAAAACAAAUAGAUACAGUACAAGGCCAUGGCUGUGUUUCAUUCAGAAUUAUGGACACCCCCUUUUCUGUCCUUCAUGUGCCUGUCACUGAUUUUCUGGAAAGGCAAAAGCAGUUUACAAGCGAGAGGGAUUAUGUGCUUUAAGAGUGCACAGUCUACGUUGCCAUUUUAUCAGGUUAACCCACCAUAUAGGUGCACUUUACAGGUAUAGACCAUAUUAGAUAUAUACAGUUUGUUGUUUUUUUUUAAGGGACCACCCUAUGACUACUGCUGCUGAUGAUUUGAGUGGUAGUCCAUACUGACACGAGUUUAAACACUUCUGGAUCCUCUUACCAAAGCUGCCCAGACAACCCCAGUGCCAUGAAGACAAUUAAAAAGACCUGUGUGUGAUAAAAGUGCACUAGUCGAUAACUAGACACCUACUGUGUGCACCCACAGCGAUGGAACCUGAUAAACUGCCAACGUCUGCACAAGACUCCAACUAGGGAAGGAGUAGUGAGUGUACAGGUGCAUCUCAGAAAACUAGAAUAUCAUGGAAACGUUCGUUUCCCACCACCCCACCCCCGUAAUUUAAUUCAACAAGUGGAACUUUUAUAUAUUCUAGAUUCAUUACACGUAAGUGAAAUAUUUCAAGCCUUUUUGUUGUUGUUUAUUGAGAUGCACCUUUACAAUGCAGUGAGUUCUUAUCUUAUGUCUAGGCAUUUUCCAUGCCAUUCUAGUAAGAUACUAUGCUAAUCCCUGAUUUCAUUUCUGUCCUAAAACAGUCAAAAGGCUACAGAGAGACACUUUUUAUCCACACUGGGGGGUGAGCUGUACUCACGGACUACGUCAACAUUGCUCAAUUAGCAGUGCGAAUAAACUAUAUGAAACACGGUACAGUGUUAAUAACCGCUACAACACACUUUAUGACGUGCAGUUACAGGAAACUGAUCGGCGAGCGGGUGGCGUGAUUACACAACGUUUCCACACUGUUAACAGCAUGUCCUGAAGUCUUGUAUUCCUGUUAAACCACAGCAAUUUGCACAUGCUUACUUUUUUUUUUCUUGCAGAGCCAAACCUUUUACUUUUUAUCCGUUUACAGUCGCACUAAAUGACACGGAACUUCUGCGAAACAACUUAUCACUUUACAUUUCACAAACUGCGUUGUCCUCUGUUCUGAAUUUCUAAAGACUUGAGAAAUGACGAAUUCGGCGUUGCUGUGGUAUAAAUGAUAACAUUCCACUAACGUUACACCGGUCUGUGCUUUACGCUCCGUGUUACAGGAAAGACGAGCACUACUUCAGCUUACGUAUAACAGGUGAUUAUAACAACUAUGUGUACCGAGUAAGAUCUCCUCUCAUCCCCUGCCUUAAGCGAGCAUAGCUGUGCUGACUUGUUUUAACUGUGCAUCAAAACAAAACUUUCUUUUUUUUUUUAAUUUUAUUUUUUGGAAUAUGUCAUGAGGUCACCGAGGGUAACUGCACCUCCAUCUUACCACCCACCUAGUUCCUAGUUCCUCAUAAUAGGCAGGUGCAAAAAAAACAAACAAACAAACAAAAAAAACACACACAACAACCACCUUGUAACAGUUGCAUGUAAAUCUACAUGUAAAUCUUUACAGUUUGACACAGAACCUCCUUUUAGCCCCAAGUGAUUGGUCUGCGUUUGAAAUGCACGCUACUCUUGACAAACUCCUGCUAGAAAUCUCCAUGACUGUAUUUAAGACGGUUGUUUUCCUAAAAGGUAAACGGUAUUCAUGACACGGCCCAGGUGGGCAUCUUUUGCUUUUCUUUUAUUUAUUUUUUUUUAUUGUUAUGGUCACUGAUUCUGUUCAUUUAUUAUUAUUUUUGUUUUAGAAACUAUUUCGUUCAAGAUCUUUUAGUCCAUGGUAGAUUUUAAGCAGUAUGGAAGUAAAUGUUGUAGCGAAUCCUGCAUCAACUUUGGGAUGUCAUUUGGUACAGUAUCACUUAAUAUUCUACAGUUAAGGGAACGAUUGGAC
Molecule: messenger RNA, 7905 nt
Organism: Ictalurus punctatus (channel catfish)
Lineage: Eukaryota; Metazoa; Chordata; Actinopteri; Siluriformes; Ictaluridae
Gene: bag6l
Product: BCL2 associated athanogene 6, like
Exons: 25
Coding region: 156-3746 (1196 amino acids)
Cellular component (GO): BAT3 complex
Molecular function (GO): polyubiquitin modification-dependent protein binding; misfolded protein binding
Source: RefSeq, a predicted model, not a curated record